UAGAAGUUCAAUUGCUUAUUGUGUGUGUGAGUGUAUAUAAAUUCAGUUGUAGCCAAAGAAAAUCCAGAGGAAGAUAGAGAGAGUAAGAUGGAAAGUGAAAAGAAAAACCAUGCACCUCACUGUCUCAUCUUACCUUAUCCAGCACAAGGCCACAUGAACCCUAUGAUUCAAUUCUCAAAACGUUUAAUAGAGAAAGGAGUAAAGAUAACACUAAUAACAGUUACAUCUUUCUGGAAAGUAAUCAGCAACAAAAAUCUCACUUCUAUUGAUGUCGAAAGCAUCUCCGACGGCUACGACGAAGGAGGCCUUUUAGCAGCAGAAAGCUUAGAAGAUUACAAAGAAACCUUCUGGAAAGUUGGAUCACAAACUCUCUCAGAGCUUCUUCAUAAACUUUCAAGCUCAGAAAACCCUCCAAAUUGUGUUAUCUUUGAUGCAUUUCUACCUUGGGUUCUUGAUGUUGGAAAGAGUUUUGGAUUAGUUGGUGUUGCUUUUUUUACUCAAUCUUGUUCUGUUAAUAGUGUAUACUAUCAUACUCAUGAGAAGUUGAUAGAGUUGCCACUUACACAAUCUGAGUAUUUGUUACCUGGAUUGCCAAAACUUGCUCCAGGGGAUUUGCCUUCUUUCUUGUAUAAAUAUGGAUCCUAUCCGGGAUACUUUGACAUAGUUGUCAAUCAAUUUGCGAAUAUUGGUAAAGCUGAUUGGAUUCUUGCAAACUCGAUUUAUGAACUCGAACCAGAGGUGGUUGAUUGGUUAGUGAAAAUAUGGCCAUUAAAGACAAUAGGACCAUCAGUGCCAUCUAUGUUAUUGGACAAAAGACUCAAAGAUGACAAAGAAUAUGGUGUUAGCCUUUCAGAUCCCAAUACAGAAUUUUGCAUCAAAUGGCUGAAUGAUAAGCCUAAAGGUUCAGUUGUGUAUGCUUCAUUUGGUAGCAUGGCCGGUCUUAGUGAAGAGCAAACACAAGAACUAGCUUUAGGAUUAAAAGAUAGUGAAAGUUAUUUCUUAUGGGUUGUUAGAGAAUGUGAUCAAAGUAAGCUUCCAAAAGGGUUUGUGGAAUCAUCAAAGAAAGGUUUAAUAGUGACAUGGUGUCCACAACUACUAGUGUUAACACAUGAAGCUUUAGGUUGUUUUGUGACACAUUGUGGUUGGAACUCGACGUUGGAAGCUUUGAGCAUCGGUGUUCCACUGAUUGCAAUGCCGCUUUGGACCGAUCAAGUUACGAAUGCAAAGCUUAUUGCUGAUGUUUGGAAAAUGGGAGUAAGAGCUGUUGCUGAUGAGAAAGAGAUUGUUAGAAGUGAAACAAUUAAAAAUUGUAUAAAGGAAAUUAUUGAGACUGAAAAGGGAAAUGAAAUUAAGAAAAAUGCUUUGAAAUGGAAGAAUUUGGCUAAGAGUUCUGUUGAUGAGGGUGGAAGAUCUGAUAAAAAUAUUGAAGAAUUUGUGGCUGCUUUGGCUCAAUGUUGAGAUGCAUUAAAAUUGACAAAAUUGGUGUGUGAUGAUUCCUAGUUUAUGCCUUCUGAAUUAUUGGUGUAUCCUUUCAUUUCACUUUUUUCUUUCCUUUAUGCAUAUGUGAUGUGAAUAUAAUAAGUUUAAGAUUGUCAUUUGGUAGGGUUGAAUCAUCUGUCUUACAAUCCAUGUGUUUUUCUGUAGUAGCAACAUUAAUUCCUUGUCAAACAAGUUGAAUAAUCUUAUUAGUUAAAUAUAGUAAUUGUUAUGCAGCCAAACUA
Messenger RNA from Medicago truncatula (barrel medic), 1721 nucleotides. Its product is annotated as UDP-glycosyltransferase 74G1. Lineage: Eukaryota; Viridiplantae; Streptophyta; Magnoliopsida; Fabales; Fabaceae. Gene Ontology annotation, molecular function: quercetin 3-O-glucosyltransferase activity; quercetin 7-O-glucosyltransferase activity. The record is from RefSeq and is a predicted model, not a curated record. Bases 88 to 1458 code for a protein of 456 amino acids. The transcript has 2 exons.